Triticum turgidum subsp. durum (durum wheat) is the source of this 2604-nucleotide messenger RNA. The record is from the annotation of a GenBank genome assembly. NCBI's taxonomy places the organism in Eukaryota, Viridiplantae, Streptophyta, Magnoliopsida, Poales, Poaceae.
AUGCGUAGCCUUAGGUACUUCUCUCUCGUAACAAAUUCCAUUACGGGCCUCAUGCCGAAUUUUUCAUUUGACAACACACCUUCACUGAGCUACAUAAUUAUGAUGAACAGUCUGUCUGGCCCAAUACCAUCUGGUAUUGGCUCCUUGCUCAUGCUCAAGUUUCUUUACUUGAAGUGGAACCAGCUCACUGGUCCAGUACCUCCUACCAUCUUCAACAUGUCGAGGAUUGUUGACAUACGUCUGGGGAACAACAAUCUAACAGAAAAUAUACCAGAAAAUAGAAGCUUUAGCCUCCCCAUGUUGCAACAAUUUGAUCUCUAUCAGAACAAAUUCGAGGGUCAAAUUCCAUUGGGCCUUGCAUCGUCCCAGCAUCUUCAGCUACUUUCCGUUGCUGCAAAUCUAUUUGUGGAUGUGGUGCCCGUAUGGCUGGCUAAGCUACCACAACUUACGCUGAUUUCUAUGGGUGACAAUGCCCUAGUUGGCCCGAUCCCGCCUGUGCUUGGAAAUCUCACCAUGCUCAACUUCCUUGACAUCUCGUACUCCAACAUAAGCGGAGAUAUUCCUGUGGAAUUGGGAGAACUGAGACAACUGACUUGGUUGCACCUUUCGGACAAUCAACUAACAGAGAAUCAUCUCCAAGGGGAUCUUGGUUUCUUGGCCAGCCUUUGCGAUUGUCGGCAACUUCAAACCCUUGCCAUAUCAAAUAAUCCUUUCUCUGGGAGUAUCCCCAGCUAUUUCGGUAACCUCUCGACUAACCUGGUAGUAGUUGAAGCAAAGAAUAACCAUUUGGUUGGUGGGAUUCCAGAAACACUAUCAAAUCUUAGUGGUCUUCGUCUGAUAAGCUUUUCCAACAACCAUCUUACCAAAGAAAUACCAGAAUCCAUCUCUAAGUUGGAGAAUCUCCAGGCACUUGAUCUCGCUGGAAAUAGAAUGGUUGGCCAAAUCCCUGUACAAAUUGGUAUGCUGAGAAAUAUUGUAGAGUUACAACUCUCGGACAAUAUGUUAUCUGGCUCCAUACCAUAUGCCAUGGACAACCUCACCAUUAACCUUAUCCAACUAGAUCUGUCACAUAAUUCCCUAACCGGUACAUUACCUUCUGAACUUAGCCAUAUGCAAAGUAUGGACGUGAUGGAUCUUUCUAGUAACCUCUUGGGUGGUAGCCUUCCAAGUUCAUUCGGACAGGUUGCCAUGUUAUUAACCUACCUAAAUCUUUCACACAGCUCAUUUAAGGGUUUAGUCCCAAACUCUUUCGGCCGCUUAACCAACUUAGAAACAUUGGACCUAUCGUCAAACAAUCUUUCAGGUACAAUACCAGAAUACCUCGUUAACUUCACCUACCUUUCUUCUCUGAACCUCUCCUUCAAUAGGUUAGAAGGGCAAAUACCAAAUGGAGGUGUUUUCUCAAACAUCACCUUGCAAUCUUUGAUGGGGAAUGUUGGGCUAUGUGGUGCUCCUCAUCUAGGACUGUCACCGUGUCCGCACAAGUCUCACUUGACUUAUAGUCGACACAUCCUCAAAUUUAUACUCCCGGUUGUCAUCAUUGGAGUUGGUGCAUUUGCAACCACCAUGUACCUAAUGGUCAGAAAGAAAAAUAAGAAACAAUCUUAUGGUACGGCUUCUACUAGCAUGACUGAUCUGAUCAGCCAUAGGUUAGUAUCCUACCAUGAGAUUGCUCGUGCCACUGAAAAUUUCAAUGAGGACAACCUACUUGGUACCGGUAGUUUUGGCAAAGUUUUCAAAGGCCAACUAGAUGAUGGUUUGGUGGUUGCAAUAAAAGUGCUCAAUAUGCAAGUCGAGCAGGCUGUGAGGAGUUUUGAUGCUGAAUGUCAAGUGUUGCGCAUGGCUCGGCAUCGCAACUUAAUACAAAUAUUAAAUGCGUGUUCCAGCCUGGAUUUCAAGGCACUGCUCCUUCAGUACAUGCCCAAUGGUAUCAUGGAGACACACUUGCACAAUGAAAUAAGGGAACCACUAAGAUUCAUCCAGAGAUUGGACAUUAUGCUUGGCGUGCCAGAGGCAAUGGAGUACCUGCACCAUCAUCAUUUCCAAGUUGUCUUGCACUGUGACCUGAAGCCUAGCAAUGUGUUGUUCGAUGACGACAUGACGGCGCAUGUUGCCGACUUUGGCAUUGCAAAGUUACUUCUACGUGAUGACAACUCCAUGGUUUCAGCAAGUAUGCCGGGGACAAUUGGGUACAUGGCCCCUGAGCUAGCAUUCAUGGGAAAGGCAUCACGAAAGACUGACAUGUUCAGCUUCGGGAUCAUGUUGCUUGAAGUCUUCACAGGGAAGAGGCCCACAAACGCUAUGUUCGUUGGAGAAUCUAGCCUUAGGCAGUGGGUUUCGCAAGCAUUUCCAGCAAAGCUCGUUGAUGUUUUGGAUGAGAAGCUACAGCAGGGUGAAGAAAUGAACCUUGCCUUCCAUCACCAAACAAUUAAUACUUCAUCGUCGUCAUCCUCCAUUUCCUGCAAUGGAAACUUUCUUGUGUCGAUAUUCCAGCUGGGUCUAGAGUGUUCGGACGAUUCUCCCAGUCAGAGGGCAAGCAUGAGCGACGUGGUCGUGAGGCUCAAAAACAUUAAAAAGGAUUACUCUGCUUUCAUGUUAUUUUAA